UUGUCUGAUGCUCAGCCGGCAUCUGUCAUUCAUGUUUUUGUGUCCUCAAUGCGUGGUCGGUCAACAAAUUGAAGUAAAUUUCAUUAUAAACGCCUAAAAUUAAUGCAAAUUGUGAAUAAUCCUUAAGUUAAACAGUGUUGCAAUCGAUUAAAAGUGCAUGUAAGUGAAAACACCGGAAAAAAGUGGUCGAAUCGGACAUAACUUUGUCGCAUCAAAAACGAUGGCUCACAAGCGGAAAGCUGACGGGCAAGUUCCGGCCGAGGAGAACGAUUUGCUGCUGAUACGACCUCUCGGAGCCGGUCAGGAGGUGGGUCGCUCCUGCAUCAUGCUCGAGUUCAAGGGUAAAAAAAUCAUGUUGGAUUGUGGGAUCCAUCCGGGCCUGUCCGGAAUGGACGCGUUGCCUUUCGUGGAUCUGAUCGAGGCAGACGAGGUGGACCUGUUGUUCAUUUCCCACUUCCAUCUGGACCAUUGCGGUGCGCUGCCGUGGUUUCUGCAGAAGACCAGCUUCAAGGGACGCUGCUUCAUGACCCACGCCACUAAGGCCAUCUACCGGUGGAUGCUGUCCGAUUACAUCAAGGUCAGCAACAUCAGCACGGAUCAGAUGCUGUACACGGAGGCGGACCUGGAGGCCAGUAUGGAGAAGAUCGAAACGAUCAACUUCCACGAAGAACGGGACGUGAUGGGAGUGCGGUUCUGGGCUUACAAUGCCGGACAUGUGCUGGGAGCUGCAAUGUUCAUGAUCGAGAUUGCUGGCGUGAAAAUUUUGUACACUGGGGACUUUUCGCGGCAGGAAGAUCGCCACUUGAUGGCGGCGGAGAUUCCGGCCAUGAAGCCGGACGUUUUGAUUACGGAAUCUACUUACGGGACUCACAUUCACGAGAAGCGAGAGGAUCGAGAAAGUCGGUUCACCAGUUUGGUCCAAAAGAUUGUACAGCAGGGCGGACGGUGCUUGAUCCCCGUGUUUGCCCUUGGCCGAGCUCAAGAACUGUUGCUCAUUUUGGAUGAAUACUGGAGCCAGAAUCCGGAACUUCAGGAGUUUCCCAUCUACUACGCGUCGUCUUUGGCAAAGAAGUGUAUGGCCGUGUACCAAACGUACAUCAACGCGAUGAAUGACAAAAUCCGGAGGCAGAUUGCCGUCAACAAUCCGUUCGUAUUCCGCCACAUUUCCAACCUGAAAGGCAUCGAUCACUUCGAGGACAUUGGUCCUUGUGUCGUAAUGGCUUCGCCCGGUAUGAUGCAAAGUGGUCUCUCCCGGGAGCUCUUCGAGACUUGGUGCACAGAUCCCAAAAACGGUGUUAUCAUCGCAGGUUAUUGCGUGGAAGGAACCCUCGCCAAAACCAUCCUCUCCGAACCGGAGGAGAUUACCAGCAUGUCCGGACAGAAGCUCCCCUUGAACAUGUCUGUCGAUUACAUUUCGUUCUCAGCUCACACCGACUACCAACAAACGAGCGAGUUCAUUCGGAUAUUGAAACCCGCCCACGUAAUUCUAGUUCAUGGCGAGCAGAACGAAAUGAACCGGCUGAAGUCUGCCCUCCAGCGGGAGUACGAAAGCGAUCCGAAUGCCAACAUCACUCUGUACAAUCCGAAGAAUACACACGCCGUGGAGUUGUACUUCCGGGGCGAGAAGACGGCCAAGGUUAUGGGGAAUCUGGCGGUUAAGAGUCCCGAGGAAGGUCAGAAGCUUUCUGGGGUGUUGGUUAAACGGGACUUCAAGUAUCACCUUCUGGCAGCGUCAGAUUUGUCGAAAUACACCGACAUGAGCAUGUCGGUGGUGACCCAGCGGCAGAGCAUCCACUGGAAGGGUUCCAUCGCCAGCCUGAGGCUUCUGCUGGAGCGCAUCGGCGGUCCCGGAACGGUGUCCUCCGACGCCAUCGACAGCGACAAAAAGUUCAAAGUAUUCGACUGCAUCGACGUGUCGUUCGACGGGAAGAUCAUCAUCAUGGAAUGGCAGGCCACUCCGGUGAAUGACAUGUACGCCGACACGGUGCUGGCCACCUUACUCCAGUCGGAACUGAGCGGCAGCAUGGUGAAGGGGGCCACGGCCACCAAGCCGGACAAGAUGCACUUCAAGGAGUGCCUCAUCGAAACGCUGCAGGAGAUGUUCGGAGCGAGUUCCGUGCCGAAGCUGUUCAAGGGCGACAGUUUGACCGUGACCGUGCACGGGAAGCAGGUGGACAUUAAUUUGAAUACUUUGGAGGUGUCGUGCGAGCAGGAUGAGGUCCUGUACCAAACGGUCAAAACGACCGUCAACAAGUUGCACCAAAAUCUCGUACAAGUGUCGUAAAUUUUUGGACGCGUUUUAAGCUAAGCUCGCAAGUUGAUUCAUUACAUAACUUGUCCAUUUUUCCUCUCAUCCUACAAUGGGAAAUAUUAUGCCCUUAGAAUUUAGAAA
Messenger RNA from Aedes aegypti (yellow fever mosquito), 2392 nucleotides. RefSeq names its product cleavage and polyadenylation specificity factor 73 (gene Cpsf73). Bases 221 to 2284 code for a protein of 687 amino acids. The record is from RefSeq and is a predicted model, not a curated record. Gene Ontology annotation, cellular component: mRNA cleavage and polyadenylation specificity factor complex. Gene Ontology annotation, molecular function: RNA binding; RNA endonuclease activity; 5'-3' exonuclease activity. Gene Ontology annotation, biological process: mRNA 3'-end processing by stem-loop binding and cleavage. The transcript has 4 exons. NCBI's taxonomy places the organism in Eukaryota, Metazoa, Arthropoda, Insecta, Diptera, Culicidae.